UUCUGAUAAUUUGUUUUUUCGUUUUAGUGCUAACUAAAUAUGACGUCACGGUUAUGGCCGCCAUAUUUAUAUAUCGCAGCAAUUAUUUUUCUUUCCGUCGAUAUCAUACUUGCUGUUUCAUACUUCGUAUGGUUAUGCAUAAAACGUCAACUGAACAAAAAAAAUAAAAAAGACCCAGAUAAAGAGCGAUUACUUGAUAUUAAAAUGGAUCCAUUUACGACAAAACCAACGACUGACGUCGACUAUUCUCCCGACAUUUUUGAAAUACCAUGCCGAAAAAUCAGUGUUAGGGGAAACGAAAGAAAUCUGCGUUUGAAAAAAUUCAAAACCAUUCGAAGGUCAACAAAUAUUGAUGAAGAAUCCUUCGAUGUGGAAAAAUAUGAAAAGUUUUCGCACAAAAGAAAGUUAAGUUCUAUCCCAAGAUUGUGCUUCGAAUUAUAUUACGAUUUUCGUACGUCAGAAGUAUUGGUGUCCCUGAAAUGCGGUAAACAUCUUCCAGAAUAUAUCAACGAACAAAUAGUUGUGAGUGUUUUGAUGUCUCAUUGUUUUACCAUCUUCCACACCGUCAGAGUUGAUGGUCCUAACCCUACGUUUAACGAAAACCUGCGAUUUCCAUUGGAUAGCAUGCUGAUCUCUUCGGAUCCUCCAAUCACAUUGAAGUUCAACAUAUGGACAAUCGAUAGAUAUUCGAGGAAAAACCCGUUUGGAUACGUUGAAGUAAGCAUUGAGGAAAUAUUUACACAACACGGGGUGACCCCGGCUCAAGGUAAAGGACUUGUAUGGCGUAAUAUUCUUAGAUCUGAUUCGUUGAAAGACGAGAGUUUGCAAGGCGAUGUUCUCAUCUCCCUUUCCUAUCUCCCUGGAGCGCAAAGAAUUAGCCUAAUUCUCGACAAGGCCAAAGAUUUAGUUCUCGCAGCGAAUGAUAAAGACAUACAAGGGAAAAUAACUUUUUGUUAUCGCGAAGAGGAACAAAAGGUUUUCUAUAGUAAUUUUAUACCCAUGGUCACAAAUCCAAAAUUUAACGAAGAAUUUGUGUUUUGUUUGCUGGAGUACAAGAAUAUAAAUAUCGACGGUAUAACUAUUAGUGUGGAGUUGCAAAGUAGACAAGUUAAACGGUCAAUGAAACCUCGGGUUAUCGGAAAGUUCACUAUCGGUAAAUCAGGGAUGGCGGAGCGUGCAGGACAGGAACACUGGGCGGCCAUGUUAACUUCGAAAUCGUCAACUUUCAAGUGGCAUUCUCUACAGUCAUGUGAAUAAAUCAAAAGAACUAAAAAAAUUGUAUAAGAAAUGUUUAGAGAAAUUAUUAUAUAUAAAAUAGAUUUUAAAAGUAAGAAUUUAUUGUACAAAAAAAACUUCAUUAAUUUCGAACCUCGAAAAUUUUCAGACUUCUUAGACAUAAAACGUUA
Hydractinia symbiolongicarpus is the source of this 1406-nucleotide messenger RNA. RefSeq names its product synaptotagmin-6-like. The transcript has 2 exons. The record is from RefSeq and is a predicted model, not a curated record. Gene Ontology annotation, molecular function: SNARE binding; clathrin binding; phosphatidylserine binding. Gene Ontology annotation, biological process: regulation of calcium ion-dependent exocytosis; regulation of dopamine secretion; cellular response to calcium ion. Lineage: Eukaryota; Metazoa; Cnidaria; Hydrozoa; Anthoathecata; Hydractiniidae. Bases 40 to 1257 code for a protein of 405 amino acids.